This is a messenger RNA of Rotaria sordida, 1374 nucleotides long. The record is from the annotation of a GenBank genome assembly. Lineage: Eukaryota; Metazoa; Rotifera; Eurotatoria; Philodinida; Philodinidae.
AUGGAUAUUGAACCUAUUAUUAUUCCAAUUGAAGAACAUAAUAUAGAAAUUCAACAACAAGAAGAUGAUAUAGAAAGUGAUGGUUAUGAUCAAGUAUUUCAAUCGAAUGAAUUUUGUCGUUGGAGGAAAAAUUCUCCUUAUUUAUAUAAUGUGCUUUUUUAUGAAUUACUUGCAUGUCCAUCACCAACUGUUCAAUGGCUUGAUCAACAUACAAUUAAAGGUGAUCCUAAAUGUGAUUAUUAUCGUUUAAUUAUUGGUACACAAGGUGGACGUACACCAACUGAUUCUCGUAAUGAAUUAAUGGUUAUUGAAGUUCGUCUUCCUAUGUUAGAAUACGAUUUUUCUAAACACCCCGAUCAAGGUUUUGAUGAAGUAACUGGUGAACAUGGUGGAUAUGAAAUGGGUAUUCGAGGAUCAAUGCAUCCAUAUGUACCAAUGUAUCAUAUUGGUGAUGUAAAUAAAGCACGUGCUAUGCCUCAAAAUACAUUUAAAAUUGCAAGUUUUUCAUCGAUUAAUGACAUUUUCCUAUUUGAUUAUAGUAAACAUCCAAGUAAAUUAAAUCCAGAUGGUAUAUGUCGACCACAAGCUAUUUUACGUGGACAUACAGAUGAAGGUUUUGCUUUAUCAUGGCAUCCAAUGCAACAAGGUUUAUUGUUAAGUAGUGCUCAAGAUGGAAAAAUGUGUGUAUGGAAUUUAGAAAAAAUGUCUAUUAAUUCAACAACAACAACAGUUCAUAAUGGUAUUGAAUGUAAUACAAUAAUUGAACCAGUUGAAAUAAUUGAUUCUGAAAGAACACUUGUUGAUGCUAUUCAAUGGCAUCCAAAUCAUCCAGCUGUGUUUGGUGCAGCUGCUGCUUCAGGUACUUUACUUAUAACUGAUCUUCGUGCAUCAUCAGGUACAGCUGUACUUGUGGAACCAUUAAUUUCAUCAACAUCAACAUCAUCAUUAUCUUCAAAAACUCUACAAUUUCGUGUUAAAGUUCAUUCAGAUGAUUGUAAUUGUUUAGCUUUUCAUCCAGUUAAUGAAUAUGCUAUAUUAACUGGUUCAGAUGAUACAACAGUUGCUCUAUGGGAUAUGCGAAAUUUAUCUAAAGAAGUUCGACGUUUUGAACAACGUCAUCGUGAUGGUGUACUUGAAGUAUCAUGGAGUCCAUUAGCUCCAAGUAUAUUUGCAUCAAGUAGUGCUGAUCAACAUGUAUUUGUAUGGGAUCUUAAAUCAAAUGAUGAAAUUAUUUUUGAUCAUAAAGGUCAUGAUUCACGUAUACCUGAUAUAAGUUGGCAUCCAACACGACCCAUGAUUGCAUCUGUUGCUGAAGAUUCAUCAUUUCAAAUUUGGGAAGCAAAUAUUGUUGAAAGUCUUAUUAAUAGUACUUAA